Cyphellophora attinorum is the source of this 618-nucleotide messenger RNA. RefSeq names its product Vacuolar protein-sorting-associated protein 25. Gene Ontology annotation, molecular function: structural molecule activity; protein homodimerization activity. The record is from RefSeq and is a predicted model, not a curated record. Gene Ontology annotation, biological process: protein transport to vacuole involved in ubiquitin-dependent protein catabolic process via the multivesicular body sorting pathway. NCBI's taxonomy places the organism in Eukaryota, Fungi, Ascomycota, Eurotiomycetes, Chaetothyriales, Cyphellophoraceae. Bases 1 to 618 code for a protein of 205 amino acids. Gene Ontology annotation, cellular component: ESCRT II complex. The transcript has a single exon.
AUGGCCACAACUUUGCCACCACAGUCCACCCAGCCACUCGCCCCAGUAGAGCCCUUCACCUUCCCAUCCCGCUACUCAUUCCCACCAUUUUUCACCGUCCAACCUACACAAAGCACCCGCCAAGCACAGCUCCUGCGAUGGUCAGAUCUAGUACAACGGUAUUGCCGCCACCAUAAGAUCUUCCUCCUCCAUCUCCAGACAGCCUUGGACACGCCUUUGUUCCACAAUGCCGCUCUGCGGAAACGGCUGUCCAUGAAUGAUGCUCGUGCGGUAAUCGACUUUAUGGCGACUCCCAGCGCAAGCAGUGCGGCUGGCACCGUUGGCGGCGGAGGUGAUGGUCGAGCAGAGUGGCUGGAAGGGUCGCAGCGAGGGAGUGCGUGGAUCUGGUGGAAGAAGCCAGAGGAAUGGGGUAACCUGAUCGCGAGCUGGGUAGAAGAGACUGGGCAGAAGGGCGUGGUGUUAACUCUGUAUGAGCUGGUAGAAGGGGAGACAACGACUACGCAGGAAUUCUAUGGUCUCGACAUGCGAGUCCUGCAGAUGGCGUUGCAGACCCAAGUGAAGAAGGGCAAGGCUCAGGUGUUCGGCACUGAAGAUGAGCAAGGUGUCAAAUUCUUCUGA